AUGGCAGGCCGUUUGAAGUUGCAGUUCGAGCUGGAAGCUCCUAUGUGGCGCCUGGAGGCGGCCAACCCUGCGGCUGGCAGCAAGUUGCCGUGCACGCUGCGCCUCACGCUGCCGCCUGGCUAUCCUGGCGGCGGCGGCGGCGGCUAUGGUGGUGCAGGCGACUUCGAUGCAGAGGUGGCGGCGCCCGGCUCUCUGGGCCGUGAAGCCAUGAAGGUGGUCUCCCGUCACGCCUACUGCCGCCUCUGCGAGAUGCGCUCGAAAGGUGCCGUGCGUGGCAUGGUGGACUGGGUUCAGAGUACGGAGCUGCACGAGCUGGCGGCCGCCAGCUUCCGGCCUCGCGAGCUUCGGGGAGGCCUAGUGCGCGCCUUUGUGCGGUACCACCACGUGCAGUCCACGAUGAAGAGGAGCUACAUGAACCUUUGGGCUCUCGAGCUGGGCGUCACUGCCCUGCUAUCCGCGGGUCAGCCUGCCAUGCUGCUGGCUAUCGGGCCGGAAGGGCAGCUGAAGGCCUUCCUGGACCGGGCCAUGAAGGUGGUGCAUUGGGGACCGACGCCGAGCAGGCUGGUGGCCAGUUCCAGCGUGAAGCCGGGCGAGAUGGAGUCGGCCCCCGCAGGCCAGGCGUGCUGGAGGUUGCUGAGGUCUUCCCCCGCUCAGUGCGGCCAGGCGCUGGUUACAACGGCAGGGACUGCGUGGACUUCCCUCGCCUGGCAGAGGAGCUGGGCCGCUUUCACGGGGAGGCGGCCAGGGAGCUGCAGAUGUUGGCCAAGAGCGCCUUCGCCCAUCAGGACGGCCGGGUGGAAGAGGCCCUGGACGGCGGCUGGGUCGGCUAUGCGGAGGCGGAGGCGCAGCUGGCGCCGGGAGGGGUGCUGA
Molecule: messenger RNA, 870 nt
Organism: Effrenium voratum
Lineage: Eukaryota; Dinophyceae; Suessiales; Symbiodiniaceae
Source: the annotation of a GenBank genome assembly